CAUGCGGAAAGAUGGCCGGCUAGGGAACCUGAGCGCCUCCGCGGUCACCCUGGUCCCCUCCGCGCCUACCCUGAUCCCCUCUGCGCCUGGGCUCAUCGCUGCGCGAGUGGGACCGCGGCGCUUCGUGGGUGGAGCCGCGGCGCUUCGUGGGUGGAGCCGCAGUGCUCCGUGGGUGGAGCGGGCGGCGCUGAAGGGGCCGGGAACGCGCGCGCCGAGCCUCCGGGGAAGGCGGGAGGGCGCGUGGGGCGCGAGGGGCGCGGGACAGCAUGAGUCAGCAGCGGACGGCGCGGAGACUGCCCAGCCUGCUGGUGGACCCGGCGCAGGAAACGGUGCGCCGGCGUUGCCGGGACCCCAUCAACGUGGAAAACCUACUGCCAUCAAAAAUAAGGAUUAAUCUAGAAGAAAAUGUACAGUAUGUGUCCAUGAGAAAAGCUCUGAAAGUGAAGAGGCCCNGGUUUGAUGUGUCCCUGGUGUACUUAACUCGGAAGUUUAUGGAUCUUGUCAGAUCUGCCCCUGGGGGCAUUCUUGACUUAAACAAGGUUGCCACAAAACUGGGUGUUCGGAAGAGGCGAGUGUAUGACAUCACCAAUGUCUUGGAUGGCAUCGAACUGGUGGAAAAGAAAUCUAAGAACCACAUUCGGUGGAUAGGAUCUGACCUGAACAACUUUGGGGCCGCACCCCAGCAGAAGAAGCUGCAAGCAGAGCUCUCCGACCUGUCGGCCAUGGAAGACGCCUUGGACGAGUUNAUUAAAGAUUGUGCUCAGCAACUGUUGGAGUUAACAGAUGACAAGGAAAAUGAAAGACUAGCGUAUGUAACCUAUCAGGAUAUUCACGGCAUUCAAGCUUUCCAUGAACAGAUUGUCAUUGCAGUGAAGGCUCCAGAGGAAACCAGACUGGAUGUUCCAGCUCCCAGAGAAGAUUCUAUCACAGUACAUAUUAGGAGCACCAAAGGACCCAUUGAUGUAUAUUUGUGUGAAGUAGAACAGAACCAUUCAAAUGGUAAAACCACUGAAUUUUACAAUGUGUCUCUGUGUGCAGCCUUGCUCUUCAGUCAGGGGGCCUUACCUCCUGUGCAUUGUACCCCGCCUCAGCUCUCAGCCCGCCUUCCCAAUCACCUAGCGCGCUCUACCUCAGUGGAUUUGGACAUCCCUUUCAACCGUGUCAAAGGGCGUGGCCAAGGUGGUGGCUCCAGCAUUUACCUCAUCUAUGAGCUGCUGGAGCUCUUCGAGGGAUGA
This is a messenger RNA of Mus caroli (Ryukyu mouse), 1235 nucleotides long. The record is from RefSeq and is a predicted model, not a curated record. NCBI's taxonomy places the organism in Eukaryota, Metazoa, Chordata, Mammalia, Rodentia, Muridae.